AUGUCUGAGGUCCACGGGUUCAGCGACCCAUCUUUCGAGCCUGUUCGGGAGACCCUGCGCCAAAGGAUCGCCUCAGAAAACGAACUAGGCGCAUCCAUCUGCGUCAACAUCGCCGGCAAAACUGUCCUCGACAUCUGGGGCGGCCACGCCGACCUCGCCAAAACCCGCUUAUGGGAGAAAGACACCAUCGGCCCCGUCUGGUCCUGCUCGAAGGUGGUCACCAACCUAGCCGCCCUCCUCCUCAUCGACAGAGGCCUCCUGGACCCCGCCGCCCCCGUCGCAAACCACUCGUCCGGCCUGGCCGCCUGGGAGACCCCCUUCACCAAGGAAGACCUGUUGGACCUGGAGGCGUCCACCGCGCGACUCGCAGCACAGGCCCCCUGGUGGACCCCGGGCUCCCAGAGCGGGUACCACCUCUUGACCCAGGGCCAUCUGGUCGGCGAGAUUAUCCGGCGCGUGACAGGGAAGGGGCUGCAGCAGUUUGUUGCGGAGGAGCUGGCGGGCCCGCUGGGCGCGGACUUCCAUUACGGGGUGCCCGAGGAGCUGUGGCCGCGCACAGCGGAGCUGAUCAAGCCGGCGGCGCUGCAGUUGCCGAUGGAUGAUCCGGACAGUGUUUCUGCGAAGACGCUGCGCGGGACACCGGUGGGUCUGAGCACGACAGGCCCGGGGUUCCGGGGUGCUGUGAUUGGGGCGGGUAAUGGGUUCUCGAAUGCGCGGGCGUUGGCGCGGAUCGGGUCGAUUGUUUCCCUGGAUGGGGUGGUGGAUGGGGAUAGGCCGUUCUUGACGGUUGGGGCGGUGGAGAAGCUCCAGGAGGAGCAGGUUGCAGGGCAUGAUCUCGUUGUAUCUGCUUUUGUUCGGUUUGGGCUUGGCGUCGCGCUUUCUGAUAAGAGGACGAUCGAGUGGAUUCCCGAGGGGAGGAUUGUGUACUGGGGAGGAUGGGGAGGCUCGAUCUUGAUUAUGGAUCGUGACCGGAAGAUGACGAUCAGUUAUACUAUGAACAAGAUGUCGUCUGCGGGGCUCCUUGGAAAUGAAAAUACCGAGAUCUAUGUAAAGCAGAUUUACGAGAUCGUGGAAGCACUUGCGUGA
Molecule: messenger RNA, 1086 nt
Organism: Penicillium chermesinum
Lineage: Eukaryota; Fungi; Ascomycota; Eurotiomycetes; Eurotiales; Aspergillaceae
Product: serine hydrolase domain-containing protein
Exons: 2
Coding region: 1-1086 (361 amino acids)
Source: RefSeq, a predicted model, not a curated record